UCUCUCUCUCCGAUUCCCCAUUCCACCCCCCAAAUCCCCUUCGCGCGGAUCGGAAGGAGCCAGCGACGGGAGCCCCUCCGAUUCCUCUCCUUCCCGACUCCGCGCGCCCCGAUCAACAGAAACAAAUAUUGAUUAGCAGAAAAUGACUGUGAGCUUUAAAUAUUGGGACGACUGCUUGGAUCCGGAUGAUAUGCGACUGAUGUGGGCAGAUGCUCAUGUAAGUAAAGAGUGGAUCGACGCUGGGGAAGAGAAGGGACAGAAAGUUCACCUGUCAAGGGAUCCUGAUGGUGAGGCAUAUCUAACACAAACUGAAAUGAUGGCAGUGGCUGCAAUCACUGUUCAUAGGCAUUUCAAAUCUCAGCUAGACCCGUAUAUGAUAGGUGCCCUAGCUGAAAUUGCAAGUGGAAGGAGACUCUUUGUGGAUAACUAUGAUCGCAAGACUAAGGAGACAAAGAUGGGCAUAAUGCAGGUGACACCUGAAGUUGCUCAAUGGCUUGGCAGGGAACUGGGUUACAAGAAUUAUGACAUUGAACUCGGAGAGAAUAUUGAUUUGCUCUACUGGCCUUUCAUAAAUGUCUACUUUGGUGCUGCUUAUGCAAAGUGGCUCUUCUCAUGUGAUGAAAAAGAAAGAACUGAAGAGUUCGUCGCUCGAGCUUACAAAGGAGGCAAAAAGAAAGCUAAUCACAAGUCAUCUGCACCCAUUUUCCAACGUUAUCUUUAUGUGAAAGAGACACUGCUUUCUAUGAGGCAAGCAGACAGUUUCAAUGAGCUAACUCCUCAGCUCCUAGAAAAUUCCGCAAGUGCAGGGACACAGCUGAUACAUUGGGAUUCCAAAGUAUCAGAGGAAGAUAUGGGUGCAAUGUGGAGUCAUCCUGACGUGAAGAAGGAGUGGACAAAUUCUGGUGAGAGACGUGGAAAUGUCCGAUUUUCUCAUGAUGCCAAGAAGAGACCAUAUCUUUCCCGAGUUGAAGUGAAGGCUGUUGCUGAAAUAAUCAUAUCUCGCCAUUUGAGCUCAAGAGGAGUAAAGCCGGAAGCUCUAGCUGCUCUUGCAGAGGUGUGCAGUAUGCGCUUUGUCCAAGGAGUACGUUCACGGACAGGAUUGAUGGGAAUAGAUUAUCCUACUGCUGCAUGGCUUUACAAAGAUUGUGGCUAUACAACAUACACAGUCAGCUCGGUAGAUGAUCUCUACAAUCCUUUUGCAUCAAUGUACUUUGGAUUGGCUUACUUGGGAUGGUUGUCGCAGUAUGAAGGAAGGGAGAGGAGCCAUGAAUUCAUUGUUCAAGCUUAUCUUGGGGGACCUGACAAAGUGAACCUUCAGGAGACUGGCCCAUAUUGGAAGAAAUUUCUGGAGGCUUUAAGGCACUAUGAAGAUCCAAAGAAGGACCAAGCGAGCUGUUGUAUUUUAUGAAGUUUUCUGAUGUGUUCGUGUUGUUUUCGUUACUAAAGGCCGCAGGCAGUAAUAACUAGUAAAGCCUUGUUUUCACUGAUCUUGUAACUGAAGAGUAUAUAUGAAGGCUUAUCGGUGCUCUGCGGAAUUUCAGAUUUCAUCCCCAAGGAUUCGAGAGUGACAAGCGAAGAACUUGCAUGGACAACUUGAGAUACAGGGGAUAUCCGCUCACCAUGCUGCUCACGUGUAAUUGGUAACUCGGACAGGUGUGAUUGUUAGAGACUUAGAGUCAGUGUUCAUAGAGUCAUAUGCCCCCCCCCCCCUGCUUCUGUUCUCUGUUGAAUCUUGAAAUAUCGUCGUUCUUCUGCAUUUAGUAAAUAGUGAAGUGCAUUUUUUUCAUACAAGAAUUCGCUGUUUCAUUGAAGUCUCAGGUGAUCACCUCAUCUUUGGAUAAGUAGAACUUGUUUUAAAACAUAUGCGUCCUUGUAUAGAAUAUCUGAUUUCUAACAAUAGUCUUCAUGAAAAAAGUUUCGAUUA
Molecule: messenger RNA, 1924 nt
Organism: Lolium rigidum
Lineage: Eukaryota; Viridiplantae; Streptophyta; Magnoliopsida; Poales; Poaceae
Exons: 15
Coding region: 143-1408 (421 amino acids)
Source: RefSeq, a predicted model, not a curated record